This is a messenger RNA of Theobroma cacao (cacao), 1563 nucleotides long. Its product is annotated as MAR-binding filament-like protein. The record is from RefSeq and is a predicted model, not a curated record. NCBI's taxonomy places the organism in Eukaryota, Viridiplantae, Streptophyta, Magnoliopsida, Malvales, Malvaceae.
UCCUUCCACCAAACAAUUGUGGCUGCGGUUACUGCUCGAAGGAAACGAAAAACUUAAUUGGCGGAGAGAGAAGAGAGGAAGAGGGCCGAGAGUAGUGGUGGCAAAAUUUCAGCUAUAUGGCCACCCCUCUUUCCUCUUUCCUUUCCUCUCAUCUCCCUCCUCGUUCCCUCUCUUACCAAUCGCAUUCAAUUUCAAAGCCCUUUCUCUCCUUCCCUGCUCUUCGCUGUCUCCCCUCUUCGAACCCUAGAAAAUUCCCCAAAACCCCUCUCCUUGCUUUCUCUUCCGGUAAUUUCGAUGGCUCUCCUUUCCAUGAUGCCUUCGGUUCUAAUCCUACUCCCUCUAAGAAAUCAGUCCUCACCAAUCUGAUACAGGAGAUAGAACCAUUCGAUGUGAGCCUUAUCCAAAAAGAUGUCCCUCCCACAACUGUGGAUGCCAUGAAAAGGACUAUUUCAGGCAUGUUGGGUUUACUUCCAUCUGAUAGAUUUCAAGUCUUUAUCGAGGCAUUGUGGGAACCUCUCUCCAAGUUGUUGGUUUCUUCUAUGAUGACCGGUUAUACAUUGAGGAAUGCUGAAUAUAGGCUUUGCCUUGAGCGAAACCUUGGUUGUGAAGGAGAUUUGGAAAAUCAAACUUCAGAAAACUCGACCUUUGAUUUACAAGGGAUGUUGUUAGACAGUACAAAAAUAAAUGAAUCUUCAGGGAAAAAUGAUUUGUCAUCUGAAUUUGAAAAAACCACUGAAGACCAAUUCGAAGAUAUUGAAUUUCAAGGCCUGGGUGGAAUGUCCCUUGAAACUCAAAAAUACAUUCUUCAUUUGCAGUCUCGUCUAACUUCAAUGAAAAAGGAACUUCAUGAAGUCAAGAGGAAAAAUGCUGCUUUGCAGAUGCAACAGUUUGUUGGGGAAGAAAAGAAUGAUUUACUUGACUACUUAAGAUCACUUCAACCAGAAAAGGUAGCUGAGCUUUCUGAACCAACAUCCCCUGAAUUGAAAGAAACAAUCCACUCUGUAGUCCAUGGUCUCCUUGCCACCCUUUCUCCAAGGAUGCAUUCCAAGGUUCCUCCUUUUUCAGAGGACACAUCACCUGGAACGGUAAAUAUUGGGAGUGAAGAUUGUGCUGAACUUGUUGAGAAUACUUCAUUGCAGUUCCAGCCCUUUAUUUCAUUAACGCGGGACUACCUUGCUCGUCUUCUCUUCUGGUGUCUGCUGUUGGGGCAUUAUCUUAGAGGCCUCGAAUAUCGGAUGGAGCUGAUGGAACUUCUAUCCUUGACAAGCAGUCCCGGAAAUAAUGGCUGUGGUGAUGAGCAGGUUGUUUAGUGUUGCUCCUUUGCGAGGGCUUCCAUCUGUAUAUAGAAGUGUAAAUUGGCAGGCAACUAACUUCGUUUUCAGGAAGAGGCAGGAAGUGAACAAGAUUAGGCCCUAUACUCUCUUACAGAUGGAGAGUUCUUUGAUGUAUAAAAGGAUACUUUGUUUUUGUUCAUGUUGAGUGCAUUUCGGUGGUGGUGUUAUUUUUUUUUUUUUUUAAAUUCUAUCUUGUUCGUGUUAUUAUGCAAAAGUUCUUGGUAUCUCA